AUGAGCGACUUUCGGCACCUGGAUGUCGAUCAGUACAACGAGGAGGCGCUGCAUCCGCUCGAGCUUGCGCCACCUGAUCCACGCUCCGCCCAGGAGCUGCUACAAAUAGCUCAGGCGAAGCAGGCGGGCGUGCGCCCGUGCGCGACUGACGCCAGCCAUGACAUUGCGGGUGCGCUCACUGAGGCACUGCACGACCCGCCGACGGGCGAGCAUGCUGUGGAAGCGCGACGUGCGACGCUGGGUCUCGUGCUGGACAUUCUCAAUUCGACGCGCACGGCGGAUAUUGCGCCGGCGCUCAAGGCGCUGCGCAUCGAUGAGCGCGAUACACUGAUGAAGUACCUGUACCGUGGGCUGGAGGUAGGCCGCACGAGCGGCCGUGAUGUGAACUGCGCCGUGCUGCUCAGUUGGCACGAAAAGCUCACGCAGCUCGCCGGUACCGGCUGCAUUGUGCGGGUCAUGACCGACCGGCGUGUGGUAUAG
Molecule: messenger RNA, 480 nt
Organism: Malassezia sympodialis ATCC 42132
Lineage: Eukaryota; Fungi; Basidiomycota; Malasseziomycetes; Malasseziales; Malasseziaceae
Gene: ARC15
Exons: 3
Coding region: 1-480 (159 amino acids)
Biological process (GO): Arp2/3 complex-mediated actin nucleation; regulation of actin filament polymerization
Cellular component (GO): actin cytoskeleton; Arp2/3 protein complex
Source: RefSeq, a predicted model, not a curated record